AGACGAUCAGAAAGUAAACUCGUUUACACCGAGUAAUUCCGACACCAAUCCUGCACAAAUGUGCCUUUGAUACAAAGGUAGAAACCAACUUCAUAUGCCCUUUCCUAGACAGGUCACUUGGAGCGUCCGUUGAUCAGCUGGACAUCGUUUGUGUCGUCCCUCACUUUUACUCGAGACCUUGCCGAAGCAGACGGCACGCCCAAAGUCUGCCAUAAGGUCAUGGAUAUAGCGGAAGUCGGAAUUUCCACGGGCUUUAGACAAGAAUGAACCCAACUUCAUCAUGGGAGCAGGCUGAUAUCAGCCAUAUCAGCUUCGGAAAUGCCAGUUUGUUGAUUGCGAGUAUCCCUGAUACUCUUCUACGGGCCGAAAUAGCACGGCGAACCUCAAAUGACAGUGCUGCAACCUGUGGCUCAAAAGAACGAGGUGCUUAUAACACUCCAAUCCAUGUCCUAGCACUUUUUCUUAUACUUGUGUUAAGCACACUUGCUUGUUCAUUCCCUGUACUUGCCCGCCGAUUCCCCCGUUUACCAAUACCGCGUCGGUUUCUUUUUAUAUCUAGGCAUUUUGGAACAGGAGUUUUGAUUGCCACUGCCUUUGUCCAUUUGCUGCCCACGGCAUUCAUUUCCUUGACUGACCCCUGUCUUCCUCACUUUUGGAGUGAAACAUACCGUGCCAUGGCUGGAUUUGUCGCCAUGAUUUCGGUCUUUGUUGUUGUGCUUGUGGAAAUGUUCUUCGCCCUGAAGGGGGCAGGUCAUGUUCACGGGAGUGAAUACGACAAGCUAAUGAAUGAUGUCGGUAUAGACUUGGCAAGUAGGGGUCUGCAUGAUGACUUAGAGAACGAACACGAGCCCGGAGGUCAUGUUUAUCUUGGUAGGCUUGAGGCGUAUCAUAGCACAGACGCGGUACCACCAUCGUCAAUUUCUAAUAUCGGAAGCUCAACCAACGAGCCUACUCUGUCUAGCACUCUGCGGCUUACUGAGUUGAGUGAUGGUAUAGACUUUGCCCGGCCACACCAUCACGCUACUUCUCCUUUGGGUAGGAAGAGUGAUCAAAUGCAUCGGCGCUCAUCUUCUAGCGACCGACAAACUCGCGCUGAUCUGCACCAAAGGACGAACAUGGAAUCAUCUAGACAUAAUCCGCAGCGACAGCUACUGCAAUGUCUACUGCUGGAGGCGGGGAUUCUUUUUCAUAGCAUUUUUAUUGGGAUGGCCCUCAGUGUUGCCACAGGUACUUCAUUCAUUGUCCUCCUCGUCGCGAUCUGCUUUCAUCAGACGUUCGAGGGGUUUGCUCUGGGCUCAAGAAUUGCGUCGCUCAUUCCAGACCUCUUUGCCCCGUCUUCCAUGAAACCAUGGCUGAUGUCUCUCGCCUACGGAACUACCACCCCUAUCGGACAAGCCAUCGGCCUCAUACUGCAUAAUUUCUAUGACCCAGCAAGCACUACGGGGCUACUUAUGGUUGGGAUCACGAAUGCCAUCAGCAGUGGUCUUCUAUUGUUCGCAGGUCUUGUUGAACUUCUGGCAGAAGAUUUUUUAAGUGAAACCAGUUACGCAACACUUAGAGGAAGGAGACGCAUCGAGGCCUGUGUUGCAGUGCUGGCUGGAGCUUUAUUGAUGGCGGUCGUUGGCGCCUUCGCUUAAGUAGUUAGGUUUCAUCCUCAAGGACUCCUGUCACCUUACUCUCGAGUACGUAGUCACUUUUCCCACUGAAUAUUGAGACACAGGUUAGAG
Molecule: messenger RNA, 1727 nt
Organism: Aspergillus aculeatinus CBS 121060
Lineage: Eukaryota; Fungi; Ascomycota; Eurotiomycetes; Eurotiales; Aspergillaceae
Product: putative ZIP family zinc transporter
Exons: 3
Coding region: 264-1637 (457 amino acids)
Biological process (GO): zinc ion transmembrane transport
Cellular component (GO): plasma membrane
Molecular function (GO): zinc ion transmembrane transporter activity
Source: RefSeq, a predicted model, not a curated record